GUUUAAUAUGUCCUAACUCACUUGCCGUAGUUAAAAUCUCGGAAGUACAUUUGUUCACACACGGAACCCCGAAGAAAUUCGUUUGCUGCACAAAAACAAUAACAACAGGUGAUAGCGGGAUUUUUAAAUAGCCGGUAGUUAUUUUGCGUAGAAAACCACGAAUAUCGUAAGCAUAUAUAUCAGGAAAAAAGUUACGGUUACUGUUUGUCAUCUGGAACUGUUUGACAAAAUAUCAAGCUAACGUACGUUAGCUAAUUACACUGAAAACUGUGUUGAAGGCUUGAGGUGAGACUCAGUUGCUGCACCAGUUUCUCUUCGGGUUGCUAACAGCUGCGAUAUGGCAGACCCACUUGGAACAUUUCAGUCCCAACUUUCAAGGGUAAUGGAAACCGUGUUCAAAGCUGCCAUGUAUGAGAUCACUAGACUUGUGGAGGACAGUUUUAUGGAGGAGGUAACACGCUGUCGGGAGCAAGUUGAGUCUUUAAAGAGGAGACUGAAGUGGUCCGAGAGCCGACGCAAAGAGGUGCGCGACGAAGAUGAGCUGAGGUGGGCUGACUACGAAAGACUCGAGAUGUUCAACGAAGAGAAACCGAAAGCGCUUCAAUCAGAUUUAACUCUAAAGCAAGAGAAUGGACUGCAGGAACAUAUGAAUAGCCACAAAGGAACUGAUGAACAAACAUCUAGUUCUGAAAUGGAGGCCCACAGUGGCCUGAAGGCAUCACAGUCCUCGUAUGUGCAAACUCUAGACAGACUGCUCAAGGAGGAAACCCUUCACCUAACAACAGAAGCCAAGGUGUCUGAGGAUUUAGAUGAAACUGAGUGCUCACAACUCCCGGGACCAAGUAAGCACUCUAGAUUCCAGAGAUUUCCAAAGUCUCACUGUAAAGCUGGCUUGGACCAGAGGCUGCAAUCAGCACACAAUGUUGACUCUGGUGAUCAAUCUGAACCACUUUUGCAGAACAGGAAUGUCACGAAAGACUCAGGUGACUUUAAAAAGACUGACUAUGGAGUCACUAGCAUGAUGUACAAUUUGGAUGAAUUACAAGGAUCCUCAUCACAGCUGAGCAAUGACCUGACUUAUAUGAGCCACUAUGAAGGCAACACAGAAACACUAGAGGAGGCUAAGGAUCAAACUUUCCAAACAGUUGAACCAAGACUUAACAAGGGAACAGCGGGGUCAGAUGCAGGGUCACCCACAAGGACUAACACAGAUUUAAUAGAGUUUAGUUGUUUAUUGAUCAAUGAGGAAGGAUACAUUCUGAAUCAAAACCAGAGCCUCGUGUCCCCUGCACAUGCUUCGAGUAAUUCAGGUGGCAGACUGAGCUUCCAGGAACAAGGCAUUCACAUUGACAAAUCUUUGGACAGUCCGGCAGAUAUGUACGAGCCCUCAAAUGUAUACCAUGCUUGUGAUACUACACAUCUUAGUGGGCGACUUCAGGUUCAGACAGCAGGAAAAGGAAGUAGGAGGCACAUUUGUAACCAGUGCUCUCUGUCCUUUCCUGAUUCUGCUGCUCUUAAGGCCCACAGGCAAACACACAGAAAUAUUGGGCAAGGGCCACCAUACUCCUGUGAGCAUUGUGGAAAAACAUUCACUCAAGCCUGUAACCUCAAAGUCCACCAGAAGAUCCAUUCAGGGCAAGGGCUUCAUCUCUGCAGCCAAUGCGGUAAAGGUUUCCCCUGUUUGAAAGACCUGAAGACUCACAAGUGUGGCCAGACCGGCAACAAACCGUAUGGUUGCACUGUAUGUGGUAACAAAUUCAGCCGUCUUUGGAACCUGAAGUUGCACCAGAGAAUCCACACGCAGGAAAAACCUCAUCAGUGCACCACAUGUAAUAAGUGUUUCACACGUGCUGACAUCUUAAAAGUGCACCAACGUACCCACACAGGAGAAAGACCGUACGGUUGCACCGUGUGUGGGCUCACUUUUAAACGCCUAGAUCAUCUGAAAUCACAUCAACGCAAACAUCUAACAGAUCAGUGAAAUUAGAGAAAGUGACAUGGGAUUAAAUGCUUGUUUUUUUUGUUUUUCCCCCAUAAAUGAACAGCUACACGUUCUAUAGCCGUAAAUGGUAUUUGUACGCAUCUCAAAAAUAAUUUAAAUAAAUAAAAUGCAACAUG
Molecule: messenger RNA, 2118 nt
Organism: Phyllopteryx taeniolatus (common seadragon)
Lineage: Eukaryota; Metazoa; Chordata; Actinopteri; Syngnathiformes; Syngnathidae
Exons: 5
Coding region: 338-1981 (547 amino acids)
Biological process (GO): regulation of transcription by RNA polymerase II
Molecular function (GO): RNA polymerase II cis-regulatory region sequence-specific DNA binding; DNA-binding transcription factor activity
Source: RefSeq, a predicted model, not a curated record